Messenger RNA from Opisthorchis viverrini, 279 nucleotides. RefSeq lists its product as hypothetical. The transcript has a single exon. The coding region runs from base 1 to 279 and encodes 92 amino acids. Lineage: Eukaryota; Metazoa; Platyhelminthes; Trematoda; Opisthorchiida; Opisthorchiidae. The record is from RefSeq and is a predicted model, not a curated record.
AUGAAAAAGGAGUUAUCGAAUCAGGAAACAUCUACGAAAUCCACCGCAUUUCGAAUAAAAUUUACAAACAGCCAAGCUCUCACUAUGCUAGUAAUACAAGUUGAUUUUGAUUCUACUGGAUUAUGCUGUGAUAACAAACUGGCAGGCGUUGAGUACUUGUUCAUCGCCAGUGCUCUGUGCGCUGCUGGAGCUUCUAGUGCCCAGCAAUACCUCGGGAGACAGCUAACCAAGACUGUUGAACAGUUGGCUUUAAGGCCGGGGGAUCCUGCGUCAUUCUGA